GCAGGUUUUCGAAAUUCUGUAUUUGCACCUUUUUGACAUGUCCUGUAUUCUAAGCAUAAUGUGAUGCUUCAUCUGUUUCUAAUUGGAUUCAAACACUCCAAAAAUGUGGAUGAAGUUUCGUUGGAAUAAGUGUUACCUUCUCAGAAACUGUAUUUUCAAUUAUUUUGUAUUGGUUUUGAUGCUACAAUUUCGCUGCCAAAUGGGCUCGGGAGUCGCCACUUUUUCUUCUAAGUAUUCUGAUGAAAAUUCUGUUCCUUUUGCAUUUACUUCACCACUUUAUGAAACAGUGUUAAUUAAUGAUGGAAGUUUGCACCGAUAUAUUAUUCCCACCAGUCGUCAUAUGGGUGUUUCCGAACCAUUCAGUGGGAACCCAUCUGGUGAUGUCGUAUUUAACAUCAUGGAUUUUGAUGCUCACAGUUCUUUUCGAGCUGCUUGUAAGAAACUCGGAAAAUUUUUCUUUUUGCAUCUUUAUGCUUCAUCUGAUAGUCCAGCUAUCAAGAAGAAACCAAAUUAUCGAUUCAAAGUUGAGGCAGUGUUCACUUCGCACAACCAUUCAUCAGUUACUCCAAUCCGAUUAAGCAAUACUACCGAAAUCAUCGUCAACGUCAUAGCUGUUCAUGAAAACUGUCCUAUCUUCACCAGAAGUUUCCAUCAUUUCGAUGUUCCUGAAAACAUAAGCGUCCAACAGUCUAUAGGAAAGUUGUCUGCAAGUAGUUCAGGUUCCAGCGUAAGUGCACAGAAUUUGUUUUAUAUGGAUCCAUUCGAACUCGAUAUACCUUUUCGGGUUGACUUGUAUUCAGGUGAUAUAUUCCCCACUCGUCCUUUGAACAGUCAAUACGCAAAGAUUGGUUAUCCAGAAUUUAUUCACGGAAAAUCGGAAAUCGAAAAUUUCGGGUAUUUAAAUUAUACUUUCAAUGUUUCUGUUGUGAGUCGUGGCGGCAGUGAUCGUGUACGCUGUAAUAUGGUUAUUGCUACAAGAGUUGAAAUAUCGAUCACUAAGUUCCGGCAUUCAGAUUUAUCAAUAAAGGUUGAACAUCUUGAAGAAAUUACCAUGCCGGGUGCGGCCGGUGUAGCUUAUGCUCGUGUUCACGUUGUUGGCUCACCGUCUUCUGUUGGCUCAGCAAUCGGACUCAGGAUUUCAGAACCAGAUAUGAGAGAAAAGUUUGAACUAGUGUCAACAAGUAAGAAAAAUGAAUGGGUAAUUCAGGCUAAGUAUGAUAUACACUCUAUUUCACUAAAUUCGUGGAUGAUGAUAACGUUGGAAGCAUACGAGGUCCCCAAGUUUGUUACCAAAUGGGAUGAAAGUCUGAAUGUUUUCACAGGCCGUUUGUCUCGUCUAAAUGUUAAUAUUCCUUUGGUUUUCAAGUCUAAAUAUAAAUUAUCUUUGCCCCCAGAAAUAAGAAUUCGUUUAUCAGAGGCUGCCAUUGUGAAUUCAACUAUAGAGGUUCUAAGGCCAUCAGCGAUUUUUAAUAUGACCAAUGCAAGCUUUGUGUUUACAGAUCUUCGUAGUCAAAAUCAAAAAUCGGAAUCCAAAGAAAAGAUAAGGUUGACAAAAAGUGGUUCUCUUGUGGUUGUGCAGCCACUUGAUUUAGAGAAUGAUAUUUCUGUCCAAAAAUCACCUCAGGCUCAUGUCAAUAACGUAAUUACCAUUCCUUUUACUGUUGUGGAUGGCAAUAAUUUGUUAUUAAGCAGUGCACCAGAGUCACGUAUCAUUGUUGAGGUUUUCGAUAUAAAUGAUUUAGAUCCUGUUGUGCAAAACAAUGGUUCUGUAUUUGAAAUACCUGAAAAUGCCUCUUUGAAUUCGCAUGUACUUUCAGUUAUCGGAUACGAUCCUGAUGUGUCACAUACAGAUCUUUCUUAUGUCCUAUAUGAUGCUGACAUCCUACCAUUUACAUUAAUUGGUCCUCGUAAUGAUAAGCUAGUAGUGUCGAAGCCUCUCGAUGCAGAAACUAUGCCAACAGAAUUCAUCGUUCGCGUACUUGUGUCAGAUUCUGGGAUUCCACUCCCUCGUAGCGUUUUAGCCGUUUACAUCAUUCGAAUCAUGGAUAUUAACGAACACCCUCCAGUCUUUGUGGAAGAUUCUUGUGAAAUUUCACUUCCAGUCACAGAUGAGGGCUCCAUUUUCUCCAAAGCAGCACCAUCGUCACCGAGCCUUAAUAUAGGUCGGUAUUUCGCUGAGGACUUGGAUCGAGAUGGUCAGAGUUCUGUUACAAUCCACAUAGCAGCUAGCAGUUUUCCAAGACCAUGUUUCAAAAUUGAGGAACAAACAGGUGAUCUAAAUGUUGUUUGUUCUUAUUUAGGUUCUCCAGGAGCUCAAAUUAUACUUAAUUUAUUGGCUUCAGAUGGUAUAAAAGUUUCCAAAGAAUCAUGUACAUUGUCAUUAAAUCUAGUUCGUUUUCAAGAAAUAGCUGGUACUAAUUUCACAAGGCGUUGCAAGUCAUCUCAUGUUUAUGAUAAAUUACAAGCACUGAAAAUAAAAAAAAAGAGGUAUGAAUUUCUACUUAGUCAAAAUACCGUUUACGAGCUGCAGUCGAAUCGCCAUCGACCACAAUUCCCGACGGACUUACCUACUCGUAUACAUAUUCCUGAAAAUCUUCCUAUAGGUACAGUUGUACUGAGGUUUGCGGCUUCAGAUGAAGAUGGUCCAGACUAUUCAAUGUCUGGGCAGAUCAUCUAUGGAUUAGAAGCUUUGAGGUCAGUGUCCUCCGAAACCGAAGCAGCAACAUAUAUUACAGACGUAGAUAUCAAACAAGCUUUCAUACUUUUGCCGAAUUCGGGGUUAUAUAGGGAAUUCGUUAACAACACAACAUUCUGCUGUGGUGUUUCGCUGGUAGUGGCUGCCUCCUUAGAUAGGGAAGUAAUUUCCAGUUAUAGUUUGAUUUUACGUGCAUGUGACCUUGGUCAACCGCAGUUAUGUACCUUUUCUCCACUACAUAUCUUCCUUGAUGAUUUAGACGAUAAUGCCCCUGAAUUUUUAAAUCCAUCUGUCCAACAAGGUAGUAAUAUGGUCCAUAUCUCUACGAAUCCUUCAAUACCAACAUCUCCUAAUCAGGAUAGGGCUUCAGGUAUUAUUAACGUUCCCGAAGAUGCACAGCCUGACACAAUAUUGGGUCAAGUUCGAGCUGUCGAUCGUGAUGUUACGAGCGAAGUUCGUUAUUAUCUGUUAAAUUUUCAGGAUGUAUUUAAGAUACAUAGUCGAACAGGCAAAAUCCGUUUGAAAACAAAAUUGGAUAGGGAGACUCAAGCAGUAUAUGAACUAUUGGUGUCUGCAGUCGGCUAUCCUCGUGGAAACCAUCAACAGUCCCAGUUUAAAAUACCAUACUUUGAUUUUAUCCAGGUCUCUCAAGCGGUCGACUAUGAUGUUCGACGCUCCGCAAAUACGCGUAUCAAUAUAAUCGUAACUGAUGUCAAUGACAAUCCUCCAGUAUUUUACUCCCCUGGUCUACCUCGAGAACAUCAAUAUCUAUAUAAUAAUUCAUCUGGAAUCACCGGUUUGAAUGCUUGGCUAGGGACUGAUGGAUAUGUUGUCUACGUGCCUGAAGAUAUCCCAGAAGGUGCUUAUAUAACUACGUUGAUGGCUACCGAUAGAGAUGAAGGUAUGAAUGCUUUGAUCAGAUAUAGUCUAUUCGGGAAGCAGGAGAGCAGUGCAAAUUGUUUUCAUACAGAUCAGAUGACUGGUGUUGUUCGUUUAGCUGCAGGAUGUGAUUUGCAUAGAAGUAGUCGUAGUCAUGUUCUUACAGCUUGGGCUAUGGAUCAUGGUGCAUCGCAGCUGUAUGCUAAUAUUUCAUUCAUUGUUCAUGUCUUGUCUGUCAAAUUGAAUAUUUUUCCACCUCGUUUUAUGGCACACCCAGCUCUGUUUAGUGGAUGGAUACGUGAGAACCAACCUUCUGGAAGUUUCGUUUUUUCAAAGCGUGAUCUUGCAUCUAAAUUGCAACUGAAAGCAAUUGAUGCAGAAGGUAGCAAUGUAAUUUUUGUUGUAGUUGGGGGAUCAGGAUUCGGUCUGUUUGGUGUGAACGAUAAUGGUUUCAUAUUCAAUACACGAGAAAUAGAUGCUGAGUCAGUACAAGAAGAUGGAGGAUUUUGGUUGGUAAUUUAUGGGCUUGGAUCGCAACAUCCAUCCACGUCCUCUUCAUUUGGUUCUGAGACCGUGGAAUCCUAUAUGGUUUCGUCUGAAUUAAAUGGACCAUUGUAUGCGAUUGCCGAGCUAUUUAUUGAAGUCGUUGACGAAAAUGAUCAUUUUCCUGUAUCUCUGAUUCCACAAUACCGCCAUCACUUGUUGGAAAAUUCACCUGCUAAUAUUGUAGUAGCUCAUAUUGUCGCUUCUGAUUCUGAUAAAAAUAAAAAUAACUUGACAUAUAUAAUAACAGCUGGUGAUCCUCAAGGUCACUUCAUGGUCGACUUAAAAACAGGUGUGUUGACAACAACAGAACGUUCAUUGGAUCGUGAAGCAGUUCUAAAAGAUACUGGAAGAGUCGAAUUGAAUCUUGUGGUUAGCGUAUCCGAUGCUCAGUCAAAUCCACGAUCAACUGAAGUUUCAGUUAAAGUCGAAUUAAUGGACGUAAACGAUAAUUCACCUCAGUUCGUUCAUACUGCUCCAAGUGAAUUUUCAAAAUAUAUUAUGGGUGCAGAGAUCCCUUUCUACUUUUUUCAGUAUUAUGCAACAAACGCUUCGAAUUCAGUGAUUUGUGUUGGACGUGUUUUCGCUUUAGAUUUGGAUGCUGGAUUAAAUGGGACAGUUGUUUAUGAACGUGAAUCUUUAACUAGUUUUCAGCUAAUAACAGACGGUGGUUUUAAUGUAAUAACAAAUAGUGGCUUGAUUUGUACCAAAAAUGGUCUACCACCAGUUGGGGAAUAUAGAAUUCAAGUAUAUGCUAAAGAUCAAGGUACUCCGAGUUUACGUUCAAAUAAAGAUCAAUCAGCGCUUGUCUCUAUUCGUAUACUUAAACCUCCGACUGCUGAUUUAUCAGAAAGAUUAGUUGAAGGUACUCAUUCAAUAAAAUAUACAUCCAUACCACCAAACACUUAUUCAAUAGAUACCAACUGUAUUAUUGGUCAGAAACUUUUCAGCUUUUCAGUUUAUGAUUCUUAUGAUCCCAGUGGAAUGGGACUAAUAUUUGAACUUUUAACAUCCAAUCAUUCCUAUCAUCAUCCAUUCGCAGUUGGCUAUUCUACACCAACCAAUUUAUUUGUCUAUUUAGCUGAACAUUUAGAAUAUCAUUUGUCACCUGUUCAUAAUUUAUUAUUGAUUGUUUCAAAUGGUUUAGAGAUGAUAACUACCAAGAUUGAAAUUACUGUGAAACCGACUAUUCGAUCAAGUCCGAAAUUUCUUCUACAUUCAAUCACUUCAGAAUCUGUAGGGAAUAUAAAUAUUACUAAUUUGUCGCAACCAGAGGAAAAUUCAUCUCUAACUGAUAAUUAUCAUCAACACAUAAUUAUUCAUGUAAAUAUAACAGAGUCUACACUAAUUGGAAGUCUUGUCUGUCGAUUGUAUGUGGAAGAGUCAGGUAUAGAUUUCAUGAACAAAAUACACUAUUCCAUAAUAUCUGUUGAACAUAGUCAGACAUGGGAUUUGUUUACUUUGAAUGAAAAUACCGGUGAACUACUUGUCAGCGGACUUUUGGAUUAUGAAAUGAUUCAGCAUCAUUACAUAUUGGCUGCAGUACGAUAUUCAGGAGUGUCAUUGUACUCAUCUCACGCAACCAUCUAUGUACAUAUAUUAGAUGCGAAUGAACAUGCUCCACAGUUUCUUGGUUUAUAUACACCUUCAAAUUUAAUCACUAAUAAUAUAAACGUAUUAGAUAGUGAUGCAAUGUCUCGUUUAGGAAGUUUCACUUUUUAUGUAUCAGGUGAUAGUCCUGUCGGUAGUUCAAUUGGUUGUGUCACAGCAUUUGAUCCAGAUUCUAGUGAUAAUGGACAAAUUGUAUACAACAUUGUUAAAGGUGAUACUUCUGAUUUCUUUGCUAUUGAACCAAAAACCGGAUGUAUAACUUUAGUGAAACAUCUACUUCCUAGUCAUUCUUACUCAAACACUGGGGAGUUAGUACCGGGACUUAACUCAAAACUGUUUGUACGAACACAUUAUCUAGUUGUAUCUGCAAGUGACAAUGGGACUCCUGUAUCAAAAUCUAAUUAUACACAAGUUAAAAUACACAUCGUUCCUGGCCCCGGUGGUAUUGAUGCACCAGCACCACGUUUUGCAUCCGAUGAUGUACUUUAUUUAACUGUUCAUGAAAAUGUUCCACCAAAUACAGUUUUGGCACCAUUAAUACGCCAAUUGACUUCGGAUUCUGCUAUACCUGGUUUUAUUGCAUUUCGAUUAGUCAUGGCCGAGCCAAUGAAUUUAUUGUAUGAGCAUCGUACAAAUUCAAAUGUUCCUAUAAAUUUGUUUGGAGUAAUUGUUGAUACUGGUCUGUUGGUCACAUUGGUUCAGUUAGACAGAGAAACACAUGGUGAUUUUCAUCGUCUUGUUGUGGAAGUCGUCGGCACUGGUGGUAUUCGCAGUAUGUUCUAUGAUCGUUUGAUAAUUCAAAUACGCAUUCUCGAUGUAAAUGAUAAUCCACCAAAAGUCAUUGGCCCAAGUCGUAUGACUGGUUGGAUUACUGAGAAUUCACUAGCUGGUACUAUGAUUGUGGGUCAUUGUUUAGAAGAUCAUUUGGUUGCUUGUGAUCCAAACUAUAUCAGUCCACUCACUAUAAAAGCCAUUGAUUAUGAUGUGGGUAUGAGUGCGAAGAUUGUAUAUAAUUUUGUCGGAUCACAAGUGGAAGAUCAGAAUCGUCAACCUUUCAUUGUGGACAGUUCAACUGGAGUACUACGUCUUGCUGAUCAUGCAUCGUUAGAUCGCGAAUCAAUAGGACAUUACAAUCUUAUGAUUGAAAUAUCAGAUAGUGGGACACCUAGUCUUACAGCUGACCGAUUAAUAAGAAUUUUUGUUGAAGUUACAGAUGUAAACGAUAGUCCUCCGAUUUUUACAGAUUCAUUUUACUUAAGAUCUACACUAUUUUUACCAACUUAUCCAACCGAAUCGGUUUUACAAUUAACGGCAGAAGAUCCAGAUCUGAAUGACUCUGUUCAUUAUUACCUUGUCGGUGGAGAUGGCGCUGAGCAUUUUACUCUUGAUGAAAAUGAUGGUAUUUUACGUGUAGCAUCGAAUUCUACUCUUUCAUUAACUAAUGUCUCGUAUUCACCAUUUUCAUUAAAUGAUCAAGUCUUUUUUCUACAUGUUGAAGCUUGGGAUAAUCAUAAACCAAUAGCUCACGUUAGUCGUUCAAAUGUUACAAUUUUUGUACGCUGUUCAACUUCUGUUCAAGAAUCUCAAACCUUAAUUAUAGAUCCUGUAGAUGGUUUGUAUGUGGAAGUUGAAGAACACUUUGCUGGUCCAGAUCUACUCAAACUAGGUCAAUUGUCCGUUCGUAACUCUCCGAUUGGCAGAAUCUAUAGGUUUAUCACGCUCGAUCCUCAUCCGGGCAUUUUUGUCCAUCCAUUGACUGGUGGAGUUUUUGCUACCGGGAAACAAAAUUCCACCGAAUUAGAUCGUGAAUCAACUGCGAAUUUCACUAUGAAUAUUCUUGUACGUGAUGCUGAAAAUCGUAUUGGAACUGCUGUAAUACAUAUACAUUUAUUAGAUAUUAAUGAUUACCAACCGGAAUUUAUUGGUUUACCAUAUUAUGUCACGUUUUGUGUUGGUUCAAGCGCUAGUUUCAAUGCAUUGAAUGAACAAUCAACCGAUCCAAGUAUAGAAGCUGAUCCUACUUGUAAAAGUUUGAAUAAUUUUAAAGUUACGGCUAUUGAUAAAGAUAAAGGUAUAAAUGGAACUGUGGUGUAUAGUCUUACCAAUAUUCGUCCUAGAGCUGAACCACCAUUAUUAUCCAUCAACUCUACAUCUGGACAUAUAUAUUUACUUCGAAGUCUUCCAUCUGAUUGGACUGGUAGACAAAUUGAAGCUAUUGUUGCAGCAAUCGAUGGAGGGGGUCUUUCGUCAACAGCUAUUGUUAAUAUUCAUUUGGUUGCUGAAAAUGGUCCACAAUUCUCAGCUAUACUUUAUUCUGCUACUGUUCUGGAAUCUGUACCUAUCGGUGAAACUGUCACUUCUGUUGAAGCAGUAGGCAUAAAUAAUGAUGUUAGUUUAAUUUAUCGUAUCGUAAGUGCUAAAUCUAUGAAACAAAUCCUUAUGUCAUCCAAUGAUUUAUUUCAUGAUUUCAAAGAAAAAGAUCCAUUAACACUAGAGGAUUGUCCAUUUGGACUUGAGUUUAAUACAGGCAUUGUUCGAGUCAGUAAUCGUUUAGAUUAUGAAGUCUCAUCUCACUAUUUAUUACUAAUUGAAGUUAUUGAUACUCAAACAGGUUUUGCGGCUCGUGUAAAUCUGAUAAUUAACGUAACUGAUGUCAAUGAUGUUUCACCAAUAUUUGCAACUAAUGAAUAUUCUACGUCUAUAUCGGAAAAUGUUCCCAUUGGUUAUCGAAUUCUAACCUUGAAAGCCUAUGAUCCAGAUUCUGAUUUAGGAGGACUGAUAAAAUACAGUUUAGAGUCACAUAAUCCAUUAACGGACUCGAGUCUACUUUCGUAUUUUAAAUGUGAUCCAGAAACUGGUGAUAUAUUUGUUGCUAAACAAUUGGAUUUUGAAAGUGUACGUGAAUAUUUUUUAUGGGCUGUUGCUUCUGAUCAGUCGCUUAAUUCAUUAGUGACACGUGUUCCCCUUCAUAUUCAUAUCUUAGACUUCAAUGAUAAUCCACCGUAUUUCGAUUCAUUUUUACCAUUGAAAAUUGAAAAUCCUUUAUCUAUCAAUCAGGACAAUAUUGAUAUUAUUCAGUCAAAAUGUGUUUAUCAUGUUGCAUUAAAUGAACGUUCACCUAUUGGUACAAUUAUUUCACAAUUAUCUGCUACAGAUCCAGAUAUAAAUGAUUCACUAUUAUAUCAUAUUAUAUCAAUUCAUCAGAAUGAAACAUUUUAUUUUCAUCUUGAUGAAUAUAGUGGUAUAUUACGUUGGAUUCCUUUAGUGAAUAUUUUUGGCAAACCUAUUGGUAGUAAUAAACAAUUAAAUACAAAUGAAAUAAUUACAACUUUGAAUCAUAUUAAUCCAUUAGAAUUUCAUUCAGGUAUAUCUAUUGAUCAGAUUAAAAUUAAAGUUGAAGUCACUGAUGGCCUACAUUCAAGUACAUGUGAUGUCAUAGUUCAUUUGGAUCCAAGUAAUUGGGAUCCACCUAGAUUUCAUUUACCAAAAUAUGAAUGGUGGGAAAUAUCAGAGCUAACAACUGUUGGAUCAAUUGUUAACCGAAUCCAACCAGCUAAAGAUAUGGAUCGUGGUAAAUAUGGACAAAUUGUCUACAAUAUAACUGGUGGUGAUAAACAUGAAUGGUUCAGCAUAGAUCCUAGUGAUGGUACUAUUCGUUUGACUCGUUCAUUGGAUAGAGAAAUGAAAAAUCAAUAUAGUUUACUAAUACAAGCUACAGAUGGUGGCGGCCUAAUGGAUUUCAUGAAAUUAGACAUUUCUGUUAAAGAUAUCAAUGAUAAUCGACCAAUAUUUGCACAGGACAAGUAUGAAUUGACGCUAUUGCCAUUCAUGUAUAAUCCAUCUGAGGAGGAAGUUUUUCCAGUGACUUUACCGUUACAGUUGAAAGCCUAUGAUUUCGACAUUGAAGAAAAUGCUCAACUUGUCUAUAGAAUAUUCAGUUCACCAUCCAGUGAGUUAUUUCAAUCUAAACGAUUUUCAAUCGAUUCAACUACUGGUUUACUUCUACUGAAUGAACGAUUAUCACCGUCUGUUGCUGAUGGUAGGAAAGAACAAAUGUUAGUCGUUGCUUGUGAUUCACCUGUUUAUUCUGAUUCUGUUGUGCUUUGCUCAAAUCCUGUACAGAUUCACAUACACAUUUCUAACCAGUCAUCUAUUGUUCUACCGGAGAUUGUGUGUACAUCUCAACGUUUAUUAGAGGAUGAUUUUAUGUUUGAACGUCAAGUUGGUGUAUGUGAAGUUAAACCGGCUAAUUGGAGUAGUCAUUCAUGGCACCUAACUGGCAUAUCACCACUACCACUACAACAUGAUCAAAGUAUUUUUAGAAUUGACUCUGAAACCGGUCAAAUAUUUUCGAUAAAACCUUUGAAUUAUGAAGUUCAAUCAAUAUAUGAAUUAAAUAUUGAAUUUCAUGCUUUGGCAUAUAAUCCUAUAAUCAUUAUGCGUACAAAGUUAACCAUUGAACUGAUUGAUGUCAACGAUUGUACACCAUACUUUGAUUCUCCAUUAUAUCAUAUUGACUUACCAGAGGAUUAUCCAAUCAAUGUAAAAUUCCUUCGAACUUUAGCUAUGGACGAUGAUGCUGAUCACGAUCAGGGUGGUCAUUAUGCUGGCAAUAAACAAGAUAUCAUCACUUAUUCUCUAUGGCCAAUAUCUACUUUAACGUCGGGACAUUUAAGUUUACGUGGAAAUUUCCAAGAUCAGUCGGAUAAUUUAGAAAAGUUAAUUUUAUUUAAUCCUGAAUUACAAACAUUACGUAAAUUGUUUAAAAUAGAUGGAAAAGGUUGGAUCUCACUCAGAUCUUUUUUAGAUUUUGAAUCGAAUCGUGAGCAUAUAUUUCAGGUUAUGGCUACUGAUGCUGUUGGUCAUUGGAAUACUAGUCGAGUACACAUUUUUGUACGUGAUGUUAAUGAUAACCCACCUUAUUGGCCACUUUCACCAAUCCGUAAUGAUUCUUUGGAAUUUAUUUUACCGGUCGAUUUGAGGAAGCGUCAAAUAUUGUCAGAUGAAAUUGAAAUCUUAGAAAAUUGGUGGCCAUCAAAAGAUGAAGAGAUUAUCUAUCAGUUAUCCAUAAUGGAUCCUGACCAGGAUGUACAGUCCGAAGUUAAGUUCACCCUCAUCAAUGAACACUUGCCUGCUUUAUCCUCCCAAAAUUCUCAUGGGAAUAGUUUCUUUUAUAUUCAACCAUCGGGUGCUCUACGUCUUCGCAAACCACUAGAUAGAGAACUAUCAUCUGUUCAUGUUCUUCGAUUUCAAGCAUCGGAUGGGCAGUUUGUUACACAAGAUCUUUUUAUUUUACGCGUGAUAGUUAAAGAUGCAAAUGAUAAUAUCCCAAUAUGUAUACAACCGGAUCGCGUUAUCUCAGUCCCAGAAAAUUUGAAACUGGGCACAAUUUUGACAACAUUAAAUGCAACAGAUAGUGAUGCAGAUGCUCACAACUCUAUGAUCACGUAUUCCAGUAAAUUUCAGAAUUCAAAUUUUUUCUCCGUCGAUACUCACAAGGGCACUGUCACUUUAAGCACAUCAUUAGAUUUUGAAUUAAGUCAAGAACAUGAACUUAUAAUCGAUGCUGUAGAUCCCGAAGGAUUUAGUUGCUCAUUCAAUCUGAAAGUAGUUGUUUUAGAUAUCAAUGAUAACCAACCAAUAUUCGAUGCCAUAGAGGUAAAUGCUAUUCCAGAAGAUGCACCACUAGGAAGCUUGGUAGGAAAGAUAAAUGCUCGAGAUUUGGAUUCUGUUGAUACUAAUCGUUUAGUCUACAGUCUCGUUGGAGCCCAUGACUCUAGUUUCAGUAUUGAAUCACACACUGGCUUAUUAAGAGUCAGUCGACCAUUGGAUCGUGAAGUUAAAAGUGUUCAUACACUAACUGUUAUAGUAACAGACGGAUCACAUCAACAUUCUAGUGCAGUCGAACAGUCUACUUCAUUCACAUCGAGUGCAACAUUUACUAUAAAAUUACUUGAUGUCAAUGAUUCACCUCCUCAAUUUGUGAACACAUCUGCUCAUCGGAUAAAAAUAUCAGAACUGGCGCCUAUAGGUGAAAGGCUAACUCGCCUCAAGGCGAUUAGCCAAGAUGAAGGUGAUAAUGCUGUGAUACAUUAUCGUUUGCUUACUAAACAACCGGAAUUUGGUUUAAAUGAAACAACUGGUGAUUUAUGGCUUCAGAAACCAUUGGAUUAUGAACAAACAUCAGCAUACUUUUUAACUAUCGAAGCACGUGAUCGUGGUCAGCCUCCAUUGAGUAGUACAGCUGUGUUAACUGUUCACGUGGACGAUGCUAAUGAUAAUCAGCCACAAUUUUUGGGUAGACAACGUAUUCCAGAAAAUAUUGGUUUGAAUAACCUGGAUGGUCUGACGUCCAUUAAUUCAAAUUUUUAUGAAUAUUACUAUUCAUUCAGUGUAGUGGAGAAUAGUCGUAAUGGUACUGUUGUUGGCAAGUUGAAUGCAAUCGAUCCAGAUAGCGGUGAUAACGGUCGUGUAAGCUUUCAUCUGAGCGGAAGUAUUGAUUUCUCUACUUUAUUUAAAACCUAUCAACAGGAUUCAGAAAACAUAGAAUUUUUAACAGUUGCUGAAGCUAAGACACGUUUUAGUUUAGACUCAGAAUCUGGCCGGUUAAUGCUAAUCUUUCAACCUGAUCGUGAAGCAGUCAUUGGUUAUUGGUUAGUGGUACAAGUUGAAGAUUAUGGAAAACCAAUUCCUUUGUCUAGCCUAACAUUAGUUUAUGUGGAAAUAUUGGAUAUCAAUGAUUGUGCACCGACAUUUGAAAAGUCUAACUAUGAAUUUUUUGUUGAAGUUGAUCGUUCCGGUAAUAUAAGUUCAUGUUCUGAGAAACAAAAUUCAUAUGAAAAUAAUUGUCAGUCUACUACCGGUAGCAGUGGGAAUGUUCUCAUUGGUCGGCUCAAGUUGACAGAUUCUGAUGCCCAUCCAAAUUCUGGUCCAUUUACAUGUCACUUAGCUAAUUCUGGUAUUAUCCAAACUGUUCUACAUGAUUCAUUAUCAUCAUCAAGAUCAAGUGCUACAUCACUCAUUACUUCUACUACUGGUAGUAGUAGUAGUACCAGUCUAUUUUCUGUUCGAUCUACAGAAAUGAGAAUUCAUACAUCUAAUUCAAACAAAAAUAAUCAUCUCAACAAUCAGACAGAUUUUAGUAGAGGGGAAUGUUUACUCUAUGCUAUUGACAAAUUACCUGUUGGUAGUCAAAGUUUAGUGAUCCGAGCCAAUGAUAAUGGUUUAACUGCAUUACAUACAACAACUACGGUCACUGUUCGUAUCAUCCGGAUGUCUAAUCUACCACCAGAGAUUGUCAAUACAAAUUCUACAUUGAUUUAUUAUCGCAGUUUACACGAUUGGAAUGAGAAUUAUUUUCAUGAGUCAUCUUCGAAACAAGAUAUCUCUGAGCAAAUUUUUGAUAAAACUAUAUGUCGUAUAACAGUAAAAGACCGUACAGCACAUGAUCGGUUAUUUUUUGAAUUAUUAAAAGAUAACACAUCCAUGUCAAAUUUAUUCUCUGUCGACCAAUAUGAUGGAACUAUACGUCCUGCUAUGAAAAUAUCUUCUAAUCCCGAUACAAGCCGCUCUAAUCUAUAUGAUACCUCAACUUCUUCACGUAAACCUAUAUUGAACCAAUUUCAUAAUUCACUAAUUCAUCUUGACUCUGGUAAUUAUCCAUUGCGUGUACGUGUUACAAAUGGUACGCUUACUUCUGAAGCAACAAUGCAUAUUAAAGUGAUAGCGAUAACUGAAGAAAUGCUUGACUCAUCGUUGGUGAUUCGAAUUUCAAAUCUACUACCAAAUUUAUUUUAUAUGGAAAAUUAUAAUACUGUUUUACAAAAUCAUUUAUCUAAUCUACUUUUAGAGUCAAGUUCAUCGUAUUUUUCACCAUCCAGUUCAACAAUCUUAUCACCAAAGAAUAAUUCAUCACAAGAUGAGAAUGUUUAUAUUCUUUCUGUACAAGACACAGAUUUUCCGAAUCGUCUUAAUUCUUUGUCAUCUUCAUCUAAUGUUUAUCAUCAGAAAAAUGCAUUUAUGGAUUCACACCGUAACAAACGUAGUAUUGAUAGAGCUGUUGAUAUACUGAUCGCAGUAUAUGAUCCUAAAGAAAGAGAAUUUAUUAAACCAUUUAAAAUCGCUCAAGCUAUCAAUGGAAUAGCUGAUAGUUUAUCUGUGGAAUUCGGAGGAGAAAUUGAAGCUGUCCAUGAUGUUUGUACACCACAGUUCUGCCCUCGCGGUCGUUGUCAUACAAAAGUUAGUAUUGAUCCGAAUGGUCUCAUGAAUCGUAUUGAAGUGCAUCGUGUAAAUCAAGUAUCACCUCGAUUUGUGUUAUCGCCUGUUUGCCAAUGUCCGAUACAUUUUACUGGUUUACUUUGCAAUACACCGACUGAUGCUUGUGCACUGGCCAAUUGUCCUGCCUCUCGAUUAUGUAUUCCACAUGGUUUAAAUGACUAUUCGUGUAUUUGUCCACCGCCUCGCACCGGUCCCAAUUGUGAAUCACUCUUAAUUUACGGUGAUGGCAGGGAUGAUUGUCAUUCAGAAUCGUGUUUUAAUCAAAGAGAAAAUGGACCAUUACAGUUUACUGGUGGGACAUUUAUUCAUUGGGAAUUUGUAAAUCCUAAUCCAUUUUUUAUGGAGUUGAAAUUUUCUUUUCGAACUCGACAAACAAAUGGACCUUUAGUAUUUAUACGUUGGUCAUCAAUAAGAACUUUUCAAAUAAGAUUAACCAAUGGUGGACAUUUGGUGAUUUCUGCUACUGGCUUAUCUAAUGGUUUACCAAUAACUGAUUGGUUAGUAUCUAAUGUAUCAAUCGCCGAUGGUCAUUGGCAUCGUGUACGAUUUGUUUUGACAGUGUUGAAUUCCAAUAAAGCAACCCAUGUUGAUGCCUUAUUUCAUGAUGCAUUAAUAGAAGAUUCAAAAAUGAAAUCAAAUUCUUGGAAUUCCAACUCUGAUUGGUGGGUUGAACUAACUGUCAAUGGAAUCAAUCCUCAAUCUGCUUCAAUUAACUGGAGUCCAGGUGAUUCAUAUCAACAAGGAAUUCUAGUUGGAGCAGAUCUAGUACAUGGAUUUCGUCCUUUGAGUGAACCGUACAAAUUAACAACCAUCAGCACAGCUCCCAAAAGUAAUUCAUUUCCCAAUUCAACAAAUUCAUCGCCGAUUAUCUUCCGAUCUGGAAUUGUUGGCUGUUUUCGUGAUUUCACUAUUAAUCAUAUCAAACCACCUUAUCAAAUCAAUUUGGCUCCAAAACACUCUGAAAGUUUUCGUGGUUUCUCUUCAAACCCAUCUGUAUUAAUUGUAAGGACACAUAAAUUAGAAUACGGUUGUCAACCUAUUAUGACAAUAUCUGGAUCUUGUGCAUCUGGGCCGUGUUUACAUGGUGGAACUUGUGUAACUGGUUCAAAACAAUCAUCUAGCAGUUCAUCUUAUAUAUGCGAUUGCCCUUCAUUAUUUCAUGGGAGACAUUGUGAACGAACUAAUGAUGCUUGUCUACUUGCACCAUGUUACAAUGGUGGAAGUUGUCAAGCUCUCAUAACAUCAAGUAUAUCCAAAACACCUGCACAUUCUGGUUUAGCUGCUUAUCGUUGUAUUUGUCCAGCUGGUUUAUCUGGUUUACAUUGUGAAAUCGUACACCCGGAAAUUAUAUCACAAACCUCAUUGUUAAGUAAACCAUUAGAGAAAAGUGGUUCAACAAUUCAAUCUGGUAUUACUUGUCAUACAGCACAAUUAAUUCUACAACAGGAUAUAUUGAAUAAAAUACAACCGGGAACCAGUUCUAAUUUUCGUUAUGCCUUUUCGAUACCUUCAUCGAAUAUAAAUCAAGAUUCACGAGAAUUGGUUUGUUUACAUAAUGGUUCGUGUUUGGAUUCGUCUAGUGGUCCACAGUGUAUUUGUCCUUCAGGUUGGCAAGGAGCACGUUGUGAAUAUGAUGUUGAUGAAUGUCAAGUGGUGAAAAGUAUCUAUUCAAGUGAUUUACAUCAAUCUGCACCCUAUAUCAAAUGGUUAGAAAACCGCGCCAGUUCUAAAGGAGGUUUAUGUAGUCCAUACAGUUCUGGACGAGGUGUAUGUUUUAACACUCCUGGUUCAUAUAAAUGCAAUUGUUCAGUCGGUUUUUCUGGUCAACAUUGUCAAUCAAAGAAUUUGAUCCCGUUAAUUCCUGAUACCACCGUUCUUGGACUUAAUCAAUUUCAUAUUUAUAUCACCGUUGGCCUUUUAGCAUUUCUUUUUCUGGCUGCAUUGGCUACAAUAGUAUUGUUGGCGUGUCGUGCUCGCGGUAUGAUUGGUGGAACAUUGGAUGGAAAUCGACGAUCUGUUAAAUCAGUCAGUUCAUAUUGGCCUAAUGGGGGGAAUCAACAAACGAAACCUACAUCUCGUUUAUCAGACUCUCGAUUAAAUCAUUUAAGUCAUUCUGCUGGUGGGAGUUUAUCUGGUAUACCAGUUGUUGCUGCUAGUCCAGCACACUUAAAUCAUGUUGGUCAUAUUGGUACACAUCCUAGGUAUCAUAUGAUAUCUACAAGUCAUCGUCGUCCCUCUCUAGCCUCGACGACGUUCGGUUAUCCAGUCGCAAUGGAUGAAAGUGCAACCGCUCUACUGAACGGCAACUCGGGACAAAUGCCAUUUUCUUCAGAAUCCGUCAAACUUGGUGGAAAUUGUAAUGCUGGUGCCACGUUGGCAGACUUUGGGGAUCGUGACGAUUCUGUUUCUGCCUGUAAUUCUGGAUUAGUGCUGUAUCCAACUGGCGUUAAAGAUCAAAUCCCAGUGAUGAUGAUGCUUUCUCCCCUUCCUGGUGCACAUGGAUCAGUGGGCCCUGGUAACCGAGCUAGUGUAAUUGCACGCUACUCACCUGCUUCUUCAGUUAUCUUCUAUGGGCCAGGUGUUCCCUCUGGUUCUGCAACGCCUACAAAUCAGAUCCAUUCUCCUCAACCAGGUUUUUGUGUCGAUUCGUCAGGUUCCGGCUAUAUUUCUCAACGUCAAUGCUUCACUGGUUCUCAGGUAGCCGUGUAUCCAUCAGGACAUCCUGCAUUUUUACCUCAUCCUCAGUCUCACCAACAGCUUAUUCAAAUGGUCAACAUGCGUCCGAAUUCUGUAGUAGGUUCUGAUCGUUUAUCUCUCGGUUCAGGUAGUGACCGAUUUUCUGCUCAUAGUAGUCAGGUUCUAGUGCAACCUAACAGUACUGGUCCUAUGCCUUACCCGAAUUGUCCUCAGUCUCAAGCUUUAACACCCCAGUUAUACUACCAUCAACCAUCAACACCUCAAAACCAAACAUGGACACCUCAUUUAUCAAAUACAGGGCACAAUCAACCUGGUUUGUUGAUUAUAAAUCAAAAUCAUGAUGAUUCUAACUUGGAAGAUGCAUGUAUGACACUAAAACCCCAGAAUACUGACACUGUCAAAGCUGUUGAUGUAAACAAACUCCAAUCGCCUAUGAAAAGUCAGUCAACUUGUGAUAACCAAACACCUGAACCAAUCAGCAAUAAUAACCGGAAGGAACUCAACCAACGACCAGUUCCUGCCAGCAUCCAGCAUACUACAAGUGCAUUUGUUUUACAAGGGCGACAAUAUUCUGGGAGACAACAAAAUAAUCAUGCUUUCAAUUUAUUGCAUGCUCUAUAUCCAUGUUGUCCUCAAUCACACCCUAUUUCCAAUGCAUGUUUUAAUCAAAAUUCAAAUCAUAUUUUCGGAAUAACUGAUCGAACAGGGUGCACAGGAUAUGCAUUUAACAAUUUUUAUCCUUUUGGUAUACACCAAGCAAUUCCUGUCAUUCAGAAUACACCCAUUUUACCAUUCAUGUUUUCGCGUCAGUCAGUCAAUUUAGAUUCGAUGCCUGCUUAUCCACCGAUUCCAGAAAAUGCAUCGACUAUUGAAAGGGACGUACUAAAUUCGGAAUCAUUAUUUCACCUUCCAGAUUCAUGCCCUGUUUUAAACGAUGAUAGUUCCCAACUGGAAUCUAUGCACUGGCCUUCCACUCAGAAUAGUACCUCAUUAAUCCGUGACUCACUUGGUGGCUAUCAUCAAUCAUCAUUUUCAGUGAUACCAAAUUCCAAAAGACCGACACUUAUAGGUGCUUCAUCACGUGGAUUCCAUCACCGCCCGACACUGGAUAAAAGAAUUAUUGGUGUCGCUUCUCGUCGUACACGUCAACCUCGAGGAAUUAUGAAAUUUAGCACAAUCGAACUGCCUCCACCAACAUCUAGGCCACAAUCAGCUCAUUUACUUGGCUUGCAUGUAACCUCGAAGUCAGGAAAUGGAUAUAUUACAAAUCAAAAAUCAGAAGCCCAUUCUAAUUCUGGAAUACGAAAUACUAUUAUUGUGGAGACAAAUGGUUGUGUAAACGGUUCACAGGUAGUGGGUGAUCCUAGUCCUUCUCCUACACAUUUAUCAAAUAAUUUUGCAAAGGUUGGAUCCAUUCAUACUAUAUCAACUUCUGAACAUGUUAAUAAUUCACAAAACAAUAAAACUAACAAAGACGGUGGUGCUGCUCAAGAUCAGAUUCCAAACAAUUUGGAUUGGUUUGGUAAUGGGUCAGGCUAUCAUCCACUUCUCUCAAGCAAUAUCUGCAAUUCUUUAGAAUUAAAUGGAAAUUACAAAGAAUCUCAGAUAAAAACCAAUGAGACGUCAGAUACAACAGCAACAUCGGAAAUCUCCAAAAAAUCAUUGACCAAUGGUCAAACAACAAUAAUAACACCAACGACAACAAAACAACAACUAUCUUCGAAUGUUGUAAAUAAUUUAAUUCAAGAUACAAAACAUAUGGCACACAUAAAUGAUAUGUAACAAUUGAUUUCUUCUCCAUUUAUUGCUCUUUUUAAUCUAUUUGCCUCUUUUUAUGAUAUAAUUAUGUAUUUUAAAAAAUUCAACGAAUAGGUUACUAUAUUCUGGUGUUUAUUAAAAUGUCUAUCAAUGAAAUGAAUAAACAUUUCUCUUCUGCUGAUGUCCUUGUGAACAUACAUGUUAUCGUCUUUUAUUCAUAAAUUCAUCAUAUACCUGUACAAAAUGUACGAAAUAAGAUUAGUAAAAUGAAUCGGUGAUAAAGAUUUGUGCUACCGGUGCUACUUUUUAUUUAUCAGGUGUGCACAAGUUAAUGUGUCUCUGUGUGUGUUUUUUAUGGAAGUGAACUUAUGCAUUUCUUGUUGAUUCGCUCUUUCUUCCUCUCUUCAUCUGUUUAUCUACCUUUCCAAUGUAAUCUACCUCGCUAAUAUAUAAACUGAUUUUCAUGUUUUCUCUCGUUUAUAUGUUUUCUUCUUAUCGUCCUUUUUCUCACUGCUGUUGUUAUUAUUGUUGCAACUUCUACGUGUGAUUAUUUUACUCGUUAUCAUCAACGAUAUAUAUAUAUAUAUAUAUAUAUAUAUAUAUAUAUAUAUAUUGCACAACAUUUGUUUAUAAAUGUUAAUCACAGUAAUCUCAUUCUUCUUUUUUUCAAUGAUCUCAAAAUAACAAGAAUUUCUUUCUCUUUAUAUCAGCAUACCGAAGAUCAUCACUAUUUGGUCAGUUUAUUGUAUUAUAAAUUUUAAUGUGAACAAGAGUUUCUUUUUAAACUGACUUAUUACAUUAAAUAAAUAAAUCGAUGUGAUUUCUGAUUCUCUCUCUUUAUGUGUUUUCUUUUAUUUCUCUUACCAAACUGUUAUUAGUUAUCGAAUGUACUCAUGCUACUUAUUAAUCAUAAUUAUGGAAUGCACAACCGGUUCAUUGAAAAUCUUCAAAGUUUCUUUUAAAAAUCAAUCCUCUACAUCUGUUUGUCUGACUGAUUAUUCAAAACAAAAGGAAAAAGUUAUUUUUUUUCUUCUGUUGUAUUUUGAGUUUGCUAUUAACAGGUUUUAACUGUAUUCAUCUUCAUUUUAUUAAAAUUGCUUAUUUAGUAAUUUACUUUUGAAUUCAUAUCAAUGCAUAGAUUUUGUAUUUUGUUUUUAUCCUCGUCUCUCCCCUCCUGUUUCACUCACUCACUCACAUAAACUCUUCUAUGUACGUCUUCAAGGACUUAGUUUUAUCUAUGAACUUUUACCUUUCUCAAUUUUUUUACUACUCCUUAGUUUAUUUGCUUGUUCAUUAGUUUUCCCUUUUCAAAUGGGACAUCGUGAUAUCAAUACUAAAUCUGUGUUUUGUAUGUGAAUGUAAACAUUAAUUCUGAAAGUUUUAAAUACUACUUUUAUCAAUUUUAUGUGUCAUUUAUAUACAUUCAUAUUGUCAAUCAGAAUACUAGGUUCUAUUAUAACUUAU
This is a messenger RNA of Schistosoma haematobium, 19924 nucleotides long. Its product is annotated as Protocadherin Fat 4. Gene Ontology annotation, biological process: homophilic cell-cell adhesion. Gene Ontology annotation, cellular component: catenin complex; plasma membrane. NCBI's taxonomy places the organism in Eukaryota, Metazoa, Platyhelminthes, Trematoda, Strigeidida, Schistosomatidae. The record is from RefSeq and is a predicted model, not a curated record. Gene Ontology annotation, molecular function: cadherin binding; calcium ion binding. The transcript has 43 exons. The coding region runs from base 104 to 18484 and encodes 6126 amino acids.